AUAAUAAAAAAAGGUAAAGCAUUUAUUUAUUUAGUGUAGUAUGAGUAUGGAAUGGAGAAGCCUAUAUAUUUAUUUAUAUAUCUAGUAGAGAGUAGUAGAGAGCAAAUUAAUUAAGAUAAGAUGGAGGAGGAGGAGGGGAAACGUAUCCCGGUGAUUGAUAUGCAGAAAUUGGAAGAAGAUGAUGGAGAGCAGCUAAAGAGACUGAGAGAAGCAUCGGAGGAGUGGGGUUGUUUCAGGAUUGUGAACCAUAAGAUCCCCUCGAGUCUGAUGUCAGAGAUGAAGAAAGUGGUGAGAGAAGUGCUUGACCUUCCCAUGGAAAUCAAAAUGCGCAACACAGACGUCAUCGCCGGCAGUGGUUACAUGGCUCCCACCCAGGUCAACCCUUUUUAUGAGGCCUUGGGUCUCUAUGAUUUGGCCUCUUCUCAAUCUCUGCGUACCUUUUCUUCUCAAUUGGAUCUCUCCCCUCACCAAAGAGAAACAAUAGAGAUGUAUGCUGAAGCAAUACACGAGCUGGCCAAUGAUUUAGGACGAAUGUUGGCCAAAAGUAUGGGUUUGGCUAGCGACUUGUUCAAGGGAUGGCCUUGCCAGUUUAGAAUUAACAAAUACAACUUCACACCUGAAACUGUAGGAUCCUCUGGUGUACAAAUACACACGGAUUCAGGAUUCCUAACCAUACUUCAAGAUGAUGAAAACGUGGGUGGUCUUGAAGUCAUGGACAAGUCUGGUGCCUUCGUAUCCGUGGAUCCCUGGGUAGGCACCUUGCUUGUCAAUCUUGGGGAUGUUGCUAAGGCAUGGAGCAAUGGAAGAUUUUGUAACGUGAAGCAUCGAGUACAGUGCAAGGAAGCAUGUAUCCGAGUGUCAAUUGCUUCAUUUCUCUUAGGACCCAAGGAAGAGGCAGUUGAAGCCCCACCAGAACUUGUUGACUCUGACAACCCUCGCCAGUUUCUCCCUUUUACUUAUGAAGAAUAUAGGAAACUCCGGAUUUCCAAAAAAUUGCAUGCUGGUGAAGCCCUCCAAUUUGUACGCGCCAACCCAUAAAUGCAUGCGUAUCAAGUCAAGACUUGCCAGUUUAUGUAACUAAUAAAAGGCUCAUUAUACGCCUAAGCUUUUUAUGUUACUUUAGACUUUGCAAUUAUGCCUGUUGUGAUAUCAUUUGGAACAGUUGGUAUCGAACAUUGUUACAGCAA
Molecule: messenger RNA, 1187 nt
Organism: Quercus robur (English oak)
Lineage: Eukaryota; Viridiplantae; Streptophyta; Magnoliopsida; Fagales; Fagaceae
Product: 2-oxoglutarate-dependent dioxygenase DAO-like
Exons: 3
Coding region: 121-1038 (305 amino acids)
Biological process (GO): auxin catabolic process
Molecular function (GO): dioxygenase activity; indole-3-acetaldehyde oxidase activity
Source: RefSeq, a predicted model, not a curated record